CAAUAAAAUGAGUAUUUUAAAUGAGAAAAUAAAUUAUAAAGCACUAGAAGAAGAAUUACAUCAGGCUAUAAAAGAUGAUGAAUUGUAUCAAUUGCAAAAUAAUGCAAAGUUUAGGGCAAUUGAGCAAAAGGUACCAACCUACAAAGAUUUUCAAGAAAUGGUAAAUGCAGCACACCUUAAACCAUUAACAAAUAGUGAGAAGAGAAAUAAAAUUUUAAUUUCCAAAAAUAUUUUCGCUAAUCGAUCAGAAGAUUGGGAUUUUGUGUCAAAAACACAAAAUUUAAAAUUGAUUGCUCCACUUUUGGAAAAUGAGGAAACACUUUCAAAAAAUGUUCCAAAGAAUACUAAAGAAUUUUUAAAUGUUUGGAAAAAAAUCAAGGAUCCUGGAUUUAAAUUUAAUUAUUUACUCAAUACGAGAGUAAAUUUGGGAAAAAAUAUAUUUAUUAUCGAAGUUCCCUGUGAAUUUUUAGAAGACAUAAUUAUUUUAUGUUCAAAGCAAUUAAUAAAUAAUAAAGUGGAAGAUAUAAUUGACCUAUUUAUUAAAUUGAGUCAAUGCAAUAGAUUUGAAUUAAAUUUAAUUUUUUUAUCCGAAGAAAAAAAAGUGAUUUUAAAAAAAUUACUUCAAGAUUUACUUUUAAUGGAUACAAAAAAUUCUCAACAAUUAUCCAGCAAAUAUAAAAUAAUAUUAAAAUAA
This is a messenger RNA of Leptopilina boulardi, 694 nucleotides long. Its product is annotated as coiled-coil domain-containing protein 103. Gene Ontology annotation, biological process: determination of left/right symmetry; inner dynein arm assembly; epithelial cilium movement involved in extracellular fluid movement. Lineage: Eukaryota; Metazoa; Arthropoda; Insecta; Hymenoptera; Figitidae. Gene Ontology annotation, cellular component: outer dynein arm. The record is from RefSeq and is a predicted model, not a curated record. The transcript is spliced from 3 exons. Bases 8 to 694 code for a protein of 228 amino acids.